AACUACGGCCAUUUUUGAUGAAAUAUUAAAUUAUCGCUAUAAAAACAAUAAAAUUUGUUACGAUACAGUGUAAACGUGGUUUAUGGUCAGAAAUAUGUGAUUUUUGUAAUAAAAUGAAGUUUCUCGCUUGCUUUUUCAUAUUUUGGACUUUUGAAUACGCACAAUCAUUGAAUCCAAGAAGCGUGAAUGUUGCUUUGGAGACAGUUCUAGAAUUCGAUGGUAAGCACAGCUAUCGCGACGUGAAGGCCAUAGACAAAUUACAGAGCUACUUGACCAAAAUCAAAUCGAUUUUAGGCGACAAUGAUCCAAGCAGGCGCCAUUUUAAAGAAGGCUUCAAAUUCAGAGAUUUCCUCAAGAUUUUCCUACAAACCCUCUCGACUUACGAUGACAAUGACUUGCUAGACGUAGUAGCCAUUGCUAACAGUGAAAUAAGAAAGUACCAUUAUAAAGGCUGCAAAUUUUAUGAAUUAGUCGAGAAUCAGGUUUUAAGACGAGACAUGGCUGAAAAAUUGAUUAACCUAAACGAUCUGACAGCAAAGGAACUGAGGACUGAAAUAACUAAAGCUGUUAACGCCAUUGAUAAAGAUGAUAUGACUGAAAGAAAGAAGAAAAUGCUAGAUUAUCUAGACUCUGUGUACGUCGGUGAUGAAGUGAAAGGGAAAAUGCAGCAGUUUUUAACAGAGCUCAAUCAAUUUAAACAGAGAAGCAAAAGAGCUACAUUAAACCUAGUAAAAGUAAUAAAAUAUGGUUUGAGGUCUGUCGUGUUUGAUCACUACUCAAAUUUGAACACCAACGCUAGGAGGGAAUUGAAAAACAGAUUAGAAUUAAUUUGGCUAGACCUCAAAAAGGUAGGUGACGUGUGGAACAUAAGUCAUAUGGAAGAUCAACCCGUUGAGAAUACAAUAAGUAUGGAUAUGUGGAAGACUGUUACAACAAUAAUGCCAUCGGCGACAGACGAAGACGUUGAUACUGAGUACUCUAAGAGAUAUAGGAUUAAAAAUAAAAAGGCAAAAGUAAAGAAGAGAAAGAGUAAGAUAGUGAGAAGUAUAAAAAAGUUAUCAUCAUUACUACAGGUUCCAGAUAACAUCCCCACAUCGCAGUACGCACAAGUAACAGAGCCAAAGAAGCGCAAGAAAAUAACAACAACAACACCGAAACCAAUGGCAGAAAAGGACACUUCUUCAUCAGAAGCAAUAUCCCUUGAAGUCACACUAUCGGCUGCGAUCAUAUCACUUACAACCACACCAUCAACAGAAGUCUCACCGUCGGCUGAAGUAACCGUAUCAGCUGAAGUUACACCAUCAGCAGAAGUCGUAACACGAUCAGCUGAAGUCAUAACGCGGUCAGCUGAAGUCGUAACACCAUCAGAUGAAGUAACACCGUCAGCGGAGGUCACACCAUCGGUUGAAGUUAAACCUACAGAAGCCACUACAACGGCCGAAGUCACACAUACGGCAGAAGAUGCAUCAACUGAAGGUACAACCACAGCAGAAGCCACAACGACGACAAAGCGCAUGACCACAAAAAAACUGAAGAAACAUGACGCGCUCAGAAAGGGUAAGAAGAAAAUGAGAAUGACGACAAGUAGUACUACUGUAGUAGCGAAGAACUCGCUAGAAGAUGUAGAAGCUGAAGCGAGCAAGCUGGCCAAAGGAAAACAUUCUGUGGAAGUACAUAAGAAAAGAUCAACUAAGAAACAUAAAAGGAGGCACAAGCACAAAAAAUCAAAGAAAAAAAGACGAACACAUAGACAUCGAAAGGAUACAGUAAAACCACAUUUAAAAACUCGUACCAAGAAACAUAAAUUAGAGCCGGUUCAUUCAGAAUCUGAUGAAAUUGAUACUACAGAAACAACAACAACAAUAAGUAAAGCCACAAGUAAAACUUCAAGUAAAGCUACGAGUAAAUCUAUAAGGAAAAACAAUAUCGAUGACAAAUUUAAAGAUACCAACGAUACUAUGAAAGCAAUUGGAGGAGAUAAAAAAACAACACCAAACAUGGUACACAAAAUUGACAAAAUAGAAAAAGUUCUAGAUGAAAUCAAACACAUGGUAAUAAACGCUACUAAGAACAAAGACAAAAACGUAACAGAAAUAAUAACUGAGAUAGGUGUAACCGAAUCUCCGGAUAAAAAGAAGGAUGUUGAUAGAGAAAAGACUGAAGUACACGGCAGAAAAAAUCUGAUUGAAGACAGAGAACAUGAUUUAGAAGGAACAGACCAUCCGGAUCAAAAAACAAAGAGAACUAGACGAAUAAUAAUGAUUGAAGAGCAAAAAGCUAGAUCUACACAAAUGUCAACUCCCACUACAGAUGUAGAUCGGACAUCUAAAGACACCGACACAAAUUCAACACAGGACGUGGAUGACAUAAUUAUAACUAGAAGUUACACAGAUACAUUUGUAAAAAAAACAAAAGAUAUAUCAGUCUCAACAAGCAAUCAAAAGAAAUCAACGAUUAACGAGACUACAACAAAAUUAACACCAACUGCAAAUUUUAAAUCUAAUAAUACUGAAGAUAAAAUUAUGUCUACACAUAGGGAGCAAAUUGAAAACAUGAUAAAUGAAACUCGAAGAGAUAACAUCGAUAAUAUUAUUGGUAGACACGAUGAGGAAAAUAAGGAUAUGAAUGAACGAAUCGAAAAGAAAAUCGAUGGACACAUGAGUCGCCUGUUUUCAAUCACAGCCAAACUUAAUAGUUCUAAACCUUUCGAUUUUAAUAUAGAAGAUCCAUUCGAAAUCAACAUGAAGGAAGAUUUGAAUGAUGAUGAUCCUGUCUUUUAAAUAAAUGUUGGAUAUAUAUAUUUUACUGAUAACAAAAAUGUGUUUUUAAUAU
Messenger RNA from Plodia interpunctella (Indianmeal moth), 2832 nucleotides. RefSeq lists its product as uncharacterized. The record is from RefSeq and is a predicted model, not a curated record. The transcript is spliced from 5 exons. NCBI's taxonomy places the organism in Eukaryota, Metazoa, Arthropoda, Insecta, Lepidoptera, Pyralidae. Bases 114 to 2780 code for a protein of 888 amino acids.